AUGAGACAUAAUACUCAAUUACCUCCAAAGCAUAAUUUUAAUUCCUCAUUUAAUUAUGAUUGGGAUCUAAUGAAUAAGAAAAGAGAGAUUGAAAUGCUUAGACCCAGAGAAAUAUGUCCAAAACGCAAUCAUUCAUUUCAUACUAGUUCAAAUGAUUGUGAUAAAUCCAUACAUAAUCGAUCUUUUGAGAAAUCAAUGCAGGAAACAGAAAAGGUGAGUUCAAGAAUGCAAAAUGAAUUUGGCUAAUUGAAGACUCUCAUUUAAAAAAAGCGUGAUGAGAUUGAAAAAUAAUAGAGACAAUAGGAUCUCAAACUUUCGAUAUCAAUUCCCUAACAAAAAGUAAAGGAAGAUGUAAGAAAAUAAAAGGAGGAAACACCUUAAUUCAAUUACUAUUAAACAUUCAAACCCAUAUUUGCAUAAUUAAAUUCAUUGAUUGAAAAUUCCAACACUAAAGAGUAAGAAAAGCAAAGAUUGGUUACAUUGUUUGAUUCAAUUGAUUAAGAGUCCAUUAAACAGAGCAAUGAACCAGAACAAAUGUAUUAAUUGGUUGAACAGUUAGUCAAAGAAUUUGUAAUUCCCACUUUAGAAUAAUAAACUCCAACUCAAUAAAAUUCAAAGCGAAGUUACUUGUAGACACAAUCUUCUAAUUUUAUUAAGCAAUUGCCAUAUCAUUAGUAAAUACCCAAAUCCAUUGAGCAAUCAAUAAAUUAUAAGAAUGUGUUUGAAUUGCAAUAUCAAAAUCCCCUUUAAUUUUAUUCCUAAAUAAAGAACAAUGAGAGUGGGUAUUAUGAAUAUUGUAUGAAUGAUUAAAUUGUUACAGGAGAGUCGAUAAACAGCUUCAACAUCUCAAAAUAGUAGUCAUGUGCACUAAAGAAUUAAUAAUCGAAUGUGAAGGUGGAUUAUAGAUAAAUUAAAUAGUCCUUGAUUUAACAGUAGAUUUAUAGUCUUGAUGAUUAAUAUACUCUUGUUCCGGUAACCCAUUUUAACAGGAAAGUAAUCUACGCUUUGAAUUACCAAUCUUCGUAUUGUAGAUAGAUUUAACAAUACAUUGGAUUAAGUGUCAGUAAUCAAUAAUGCAAAUUAGAAUUGGGUAUGAAUAAGCUCAAUAAGAUUGUAUUAUUAUAGCAGAGGAUGAAAAGGUCGAUGGUUCUUUAGAGAAUGAAAUAGUUUAUGAAUUAAUUGAGGAAUUUAAAAAGGCUGAUUCAAUAAGUUGGAUUUAGAAGGUUGAAAUAAUACUACAAUUCUACGAAAAAAUCAUAGAGUGUCAAUAAUAAUCUGUGUAAGUUGAUUCUUUAGGCAGCCAGACAAGUAAAAAAGAAUCAAAGGAAUCACGCAAUAUAAUUGUUUAUGGUAUUGCAAAAGUACUAAAAUAGAGUGAAGUGUAAUGCUAUUAGGUAAUUGAUUGGGAAUGACGAUCUGAUUAUCAUGUUACAGGCAUUAUAAUCAGAGAAUUCUAUUGAGAUGUAUUUACAAUAGGUAACUUAAUUGAUGGGUGAAAAGUUAGCAGUGUCCAUUCUCAAUAUUGAGAUAUUGUCAUUGACUUCCUAUUUACCUGAAUAUGGCUUGAUACAAGAGUAUUUUGAGGACAUUGAUGACAUCUCUUAAUUCAACACUCUUUAUUAACUAACACUAAAUUUAAAUACAGAAUUAACUAAUAAUUUGAAUAUCGAAUUCGAGAAUCGACACAUUUGGAAGGUGAAUGAUGAAAUAUUCUUAAUAACCUCAUCAAAUAUGUAAACUCAAUAUUUGAGUAAGAUAGCACUAAUUUUAACUAAUGGUAUCAAUAGUUUAAGAUAGAAAUAUUUGGAGUUUUUUAAAUUUAUAAGGAUGAGAGCAGAAUAACAUUAAUAGAAAAUGAAGUCUAAAUUUUUCAAUAGGUGGAGGAUCAAUCAAAGUGUAUUUGUUGAUUAGUUAAGAAAUGAAUUGGCUUGUUCUUAAUAGGAGUAAGAUCAAUAAUAAAGAUUAAUUUAUUAAUAUGAAUUAGAAUUGCAGAAUAUGCAAAUAUAAAAUGCAUUGAAAUCUAAGUGUUUAAGUAGUGCCAUGUUGGAAAACACCUUAUCUAAGAGAGAGAACUAGUUAUCAUUGAAGGAGACAUUCUUUAAAUUGUGGAGGAGCAGAAACACAAAUGGAAGACAUCUUGAGUAGAGAGUGCAAACAGGAUUAUAUUUAUUGGAAUAGGCAAUUUGUAAGAUUGAGAGAUCAUAAUUGGACAAGGCAUUUAGAGAGAUUGCAUUUUCAUACACUCAACCUGCAUAAACCAUACCUACUAGUCCAGUAUUAAAGAAUACUAAGAGGAGUUUUCAUACUAGAGAGUAGACUAGGAGAAGCCAAGAGGAAUUAGAAUAAUCGGUUUUGUGGGAUGUACAUCAAAUGAAGAUUCACUCUCCAAAUGGGCACAAGGGAUAAUCAUUAUCUCCAAUCACUGCUCAUACUGCUAACCAAUCUUUUCUGAUAGAGAAUGAGUCUUUGUAUCAAUAUCAUUCAUAAAGAUGUACUCAAUAGCCUAAGAAGAAGGCCUAGUAAUAGCAAUCCUCGCAUCUUGAUUAAGAGAAUGUGCAAUCGCAGAACAAAAUCUAUUCUCAAAGAACUAAGGAUUUUGUUCGUAAAAUAGCUUAGCCAAAAGAAUAAAACCAUAGGAGAAUAAAUUCAACACAACCAGGAAGUUCUUUUUCAUUUUAUGAUUUAUAACAUUGA
Molecule: messenger RNA, 2694 nt
Organism: Paramecium tetraurelia
Lineage: Eukaryota; Ciliophora; Oligohymenophorea; Peniculida; Parameciidae
Exons: 2
Source: RefSeq, a predicted model, not a curated record